Molecule: messenger RNA, 2424 nt
Organism: Fragaria vesca subsp. vesca
Lineage: Eukaryota; Viridiplantae; Streptophyta; Magnoliopsida; Rosales; Rosaceae
Product: heat shock protein 83-like
Exons: 4
Coding region: 112-2223 (703 amino acids)
Biological process (GO): protein folding; protein stabilization; cellular response to heat
Cellular component (GO): perinuclear region of cytoplasm; protein-containing complex; plasma membrane
Molecular function (GO): ATP-dependent protein folding chaperone; ATP binding; ATP hydrolysis activity
Source: RefSeq, a predicted model, not a curated record
AAUCAGAAUCGAAAUCUCUCUGCAAAAGCAAAACCUAAUCCCAAUUUCAAAGCGCUCUACGAAUAUCGCUCUCUAAAUCUCUCUAAGCAAAAGCUUUAGAUUCUUGAUCCAAUGGCGGAUGUUCAAAUGGGUGACGCUGAGACCUUCGCGUUCCAGGCCGAGAUCAACCAGCUUCUGAGCUUGAUCAUCAAUACGUUCUACAGCAACAAGGAGAUUUUCCUUCGCGAGCUCAUCAGCAAUUCAUCAGAUGCUUUGGAUAAGAUUAGAUUUGAGAGUCUGACGGAUAAGAGCAAGCUGGAUGCUCAGCCGGAGCUCUUCAUCAGGCUCGUUCCGGAUAAGACCAACAAUACUCUCUCCAUUAUUGAUAGCGGAAUCGGCAUGACCAAAGCAGAUUUGGUGAACAACUUGGGAACAAUUGCAAGGUCUGGAACCAAGGAGUUUAUGGAAGCAUUGGCUUCUGGAGUGUCUGAUGUGAGUAUGAUUGGACAGUUCGGUGUUGGUUUCUACUCGGCUUAUCUUGUUGCAGAGAAGGUCAUUGUGACAACAAAGCACAACGAUGAUGAGCAGUACAUCUGGGAGUCUCAAGCUGGUGGUUCCUUCACCGUGACAAGGGAUGUCAAUGGUGAGCAGCUUGGAAGGGGAACAAAGAUUACCCUCUUUCUCAAGGAGGACCAGUUGGAAUACUUGGAGGAGAGGAGGAUCAAAGACCUUGUAAAGAAGCAUUCGGAAUUCAUCAGCUACCCCAUCUACUUGUGGACUGAGAAGACUACUGAAAAGGAGAUUAGUGAUGAUGAAGAAGAUGAACCCAAGAAGGAAGAGGAAGGAGAUAUUGAGGAAGUUGACGAGGAGAAAGAUAAAGAAGGAAAGAAAAAGAAGAAGAUCAAGGAAGUUUCUCACGAGUGGGAGCUCAUAAACAAGCAGAAACCUAUCUGGCUCCGCAAGCCUGAAGAGAUAACCAAGGAGGAAUAUGCAGCAUUCUAUAAGAGCUUGACCAAUGAUUGGGAGGAGCACCUUGCCGUGAAGCAUUUCUCUGUUGAAGGGCAGCUGGAAUUCAAGGCCAUCCUCUUUGUUCCAAAGAGAGCUCCAUUUGACUUGUUUGACACCAGGAAGAAGAUGAACAACAUCAAGCUGUAUGUCAGGAGGGUAUUCAUUAUGGACAACUGUGAGGAGCUCAUUCCGGAGUACCUUGGGUUUGUUAAGGGUGUUGUGGAUUCUGAUGACUUGCCGCUCAACAUUUCUCGUGAGACUCUUCAACAGAACAAGAUUCUGAAGGUGAUCAGGAAGAACCUUGUGAAGAAGUGCAUUGAGAUGUUCAAUGAGAUAGCUGAGAACAAGGAGGAUUACACCAAGUUUUAUGAGGCAUUCUCGAAGAACUUGAAGUUGGGUAUUCAUGAAGACAGCCAGAACAGGGCCAAAUUGGCUGACCUUCUCCGUUACCACUCCACCAAGAGUGGCGAAGAUCUCACCAGUUUGAAGGACUAUGUAACUCGAAUGAAGGAGGGACAGAAGGAUAUCUAUUACAUUACUGGUGAGAGCAAAAAGGCAGUGGAAAACUCACCAUUCUUGGAGCGUCUGAAGAAGAAGGGAUACGAAGUUCUUUUCAUGGUGGAUGCAAUCGAUGAAUACGCUGUGGGACAGUUGAAGGAGUAUGAUGGGAAGAAGCUUGUAUCUGCUACAAAGGAAGGUCUGAAGUUGGAUGAUGAGACUGAGGAAGAGAAGACGAAAAAAGAGGAGAAGAAAAAGUCUUUUGAGAACCUUUGCAAGACAAUCAAAGACAUCUUGGGUGACAGGGUUGAGAAGGUGGUUGUGUCUGAUAGGAUUGUCGACUCACCUUGCUGCUUGGUCACUGGUGAAUAUGGCUGGAGUGCAAACAUGGAGAGAAUUAUGAAGGCGCAGGCAUUGAGGGACAACAGCAUGGGUGCUUAUAUGUCAAGCAAGAAGACAAUGGAAAUCAACCCUGACAAUGGCAUCAUGGAGGAGCUGAGGAAGAGAGCUGAAGCUGACAAGAACGACAAGUCCGUGAAGGACCUUGUGCUGCUGCUGUUUGAGACAGCUCUCUUGACAUCUGGAUUCAGCCUUGAUGAACCAAACACCUUCGCCUCGAGGAUCCACAGGAUGUUGAAGCUGGGGCUUAGCAUAGAGGAAGAUGAGACUGUUGAGGAUGCUGACAUGCCUGAGUUGGAGGAUGCGGCUGAGGAGAGCAAAAUGGAGGAGGUGGAUUAAACUGCCUCUGACUUAGUGGAGAUCUGAGCAUGUGGAUAUUUUCUGUGUUGUUAGUAGUUGUCUUUCUAUGUGUGUCGACAAGUUUUGGGGAGAAGCCCCAAAACCUUCUCUUUGUGUCAGUUAAAAAAGUGUUUCUCAGUACUAAUAUGUCAUAAUUCUGAACUCUUAAAAAUAUAGUAUCAUUUUGGUUCUCCGAUAUUU